Messenger RNA from Protobothrops mucrosquamatus (brown spotted pit viper), 1314 nucleotides. Its product is annotated as la-related protein 6-like. Gene Ontology annotation, cellular component: nucleus. The annotation marks the transcript as partial. The record is from RefSeq and is a predicted model, not a curated record. Gene Ontology annotation, molecular function: mRNA binding. Lineage: Eukaryota; Metazoa; Chordata; Lepidosauria; Squamata; Viperidae. The transcript is spliced from 2 exons. Gene Ontology annotation, biological process: RNA processing.
UGGUCUUUUUCCUUAUCCCUGAGUAGGACUCCGAACAACUUGAAUGACCUCAGCUCAAGCACCUCUGACAGCGACGAUUUCACUAUCCCAGAUCCAUUCCUUACCAAAAGAAUCGUGUCGCAAGUGGAAUUCUACUUUUCAGAUGACAACCUGUCCAGAGAUGUAUUCCUCCUGAGGCAUAUACAAAGGAACAAGAUGGGAUUUGUGAGCAUUAAACUUCUGACAACUUUCAAAAAGAUGAAAUGUUUAACUCGGAACUGGCGAGUGACCCUUUAUGCUCUGCAAUUCUCGAAGUUGCUGGAACUCAAUGAAGAUGGGACCAAGGUGAGAAGGAAGGACCCUGUCCAAGAAUCUUUGGAAAACAUCCCUCUAAACAAGACGCUCCUUGCCUGGAACGUCCUUUCAUGUGAACAAUCCGUUUUUUCUUCACUCCUGCUUCAAGAAAACUUUCUGUAUACAAUCACAAAGCUGUUUGGGUCUUUUGGUGACAUUGCCUGCAUACGCAUCUUCAGACCGGGCAAAAAACUGCCCUCAGCGGUGGCAAAAUCUACCAUUUCCUAUCCUGAGCUUUUGUCCAGAUGGUGUGCAUUGGUGGAAUAUGAAAAGCUGAAGAGUGCCCAAAAGGCUUUUGGAAGGCUUAGCCACAAGCAGUUCUCCUCUCCUGGACAAAGCAUCAAAGUAAUCAAUCUCUCUACUCUCAAAAAGACGAACAUGGUCAGUUGGGAAGAUAGUGAGAAGAUUGCAGGAGUGUCAAAGCCUUUUAGAAAAUGGUCCAACGAAUUGUCAAAAGGCCUUCAACAUAUCCUUGAAGACUCCUCUCCCUGCAGUUCUUCUACAGAACCAGAUAGUAUCCGAGUUUCUACUCCUAUCAUUCCUCGGAAUUUCUUCUCUGCUCCAGUCAUGCCUACAACUAAGCCCUGCAACUUAUCAGGUCAGGCCUUCAAAUCAAGUCCCUCCAGCAUAUCACAUGCAGGCCCUCUUCAACUACGCAAACCAUUGGCAUGGCAGCUAUGCACCUCACCUGUUUCUGCACUAAAGUCAGGCACAUCAGAAUUUCAGAAACCAUCCAACUCCUGCUGGGGCAACAGAGUAGGUCCAGAAACCUUGGAGACACCAAAGAGGCAUGGACCACUCUACAGUCGACCAUUCAUACGGAAACCAGAGUCCUUUUGUUCACGACCUACUUCCACAAUCUUCUAUAAACCAGUAGGUGUCUAUCCCACAGUGAUCCACCUACCUCAAGGGCCUGAUGGAACCAGGGGUUUCCACAAUACGAGAGGGAGAGGGAGAGGGAGAGCUCUCUUAAAACACUAA